AUGAAUGGAUUGAACUAUGCUGAUUGGUCUGAACAAAUCCAUUAUCAGUUAGGAGUUCUAGACUUGGAUCUAGCAUUAGUCUCUGAAAAGCCAGCAGCCAUCAUAGAGACCAGUAUAGAAGUUGACAAGUCUCAUAAUGAGGCUUGGGAGCUGUCUAACAGGCUGAGCUUGAACUUAAUGAGGAUGACAAUGGCUGAAAAUGUUAAGACAUCAAUGCCCAAAAUGAACGAUGCUAGAGAGUACAUGUUAAAGAUUAAUGAAUACUCCCAAUCGGAUAUAACUGACAAAUCCAUAGUAGGGUAA
Jatropha curcas is the source of this 303-nucleotide messenger RNA. Lineage: Eukaryota; Viridiplantae; Streptophyta; Magnoliopsida; Malpighiales; Euphorbiaceae. The record is from RefSeq and is a predicted model, not a curated record.